Molecule: messenger RNA, 1563 nt
Organism: Alternaria conjuncta
Lineage: Eukaryota; Fungi; Ascomycota; Dothideomycetes; Pleosporales; Pleosporaceae
Exons: 2
Coding region: 1-1563 (520 amino acids)
Source: RefSeq, a predicted model, not a curated record
AUGCAUCUGGUCCAGAGCAUUUACCGCUCUGCAUGGGCAACGUUCUGUCUCACCGGCUUAACCGCAGGUGUACCCAUAGCACCGGCUGGCCACUUAACGGCACGACAACCCAUCGAGCCAGAUCUCCAAAUCGACUUCAACGCCCUCCUCGACGGAUCUUUAGGUAACCUACCCGCGAUAUGGAUUACCACCCACAGUCUUCUUGCCGAGGCCGCGCCAUCUUCAAACCUCACGGUUUCUUCUCGCGAAGAUCGUACCGACAAGGAGAAUGGCCUUGUCGCCGCUGCCUUCAUCAGCUCCCUGCUGAUUCCUGCUGCGACCGGCAUCGCAGACAACGGCGUCACUGGGGGUCUUUGCAACGCUAUCAUAAAUGGAGCAGGGGGCAUGGCUGGCGCCGUUGUUGGUCAAGAGGCCGGCAAAACACUUUACCCACAAGGUAACGGCACCGAUGGAAAUGGCACAUCGGCUCCAGAGAUGGAGCAAGGCAUUGUUCCUGGUGCGUUUAUUGGUAGCGUCGUUACCAACAGUCUUGGAACUGCUCUGGCUAAGAGUAUCUGCGACAAAUUUCUCCCCGAUGUUGAAGACGUCAUAAAGGAGGCUGAAGCUGGAGUUGCGGGUCGGGUCGCUAACUCACUGAAUCGCGGUCUCAAAGAAGUUUUGGUGAGCCAACUAGAAGACAUGGGGGUCGAGACCGCGCGGGCAGUACAGUUUGCAAGUCAAAUGGAAGAGACGAUUCGCUUGGUCGACAGUACCGGCAGUCUGGCCACAGCUUUCGAAUACCUCAAUCGCGAACUCGCAACCAACACCGCAGAGCUGGCCGAAGCUGUAGGAGCCAAACUAUUGAACAAGCCAGCAAUCAGCAACCUCGUUCAACUAAGUCACAACACGCUCGCCAAUCUACCAGUCGCAGGUGUAGACGGCAUUGCGCUGUUGCCGUUCGACCCUGCUGCCGAUCCCAUAGGAAUGAUGGCUAAGUUCACCAACCAUUACAGGAAUACCAUGGAGUUUGCCAAAACUCUAGGCGGGAAGAUCAAAGAAGGCGCGAACCGCGUUUCCCCUGCUUUGGAUACAGUGUCCCAGUCGGUUGAGUCAGCUAUGCAAGGUGUCGACUCCAUCAUUCCGGGCACGGCAAACAGACUGAUCAAGGAUGCUACUGGUGCCGCCAGAAAUAUUCUGGACCAUAUCCCAAACCCCCUUCAUAGUCUUCCGAACCCUUUCGACGCUCUAUUCCACCAUGGAGGUCAUGGUAGCGGCCACAGUAGCGGCCACCAUACUGCUCCCGGAUCAACUCACGGCGGCAACGGCGAAUCACACUGUGCUCAAGCCACGGUGACUAUUACGACUACACUUUCGCCUGCUCCAACCCAGACGCCGAAUCGAAACUUGGCUACUCCGACCCUGGGCUCGUGCACCUCGUACCAGGUCAUUCCCACGUACACGACGUUUACACGACACGCGACUGCAGUGAUUACGCAGAUACAGACGGUACCUUCGUAUGUCCAGGUCCCUCAGUACUUUGCAACCACUACCACGCAGACUGUGGCAAAAUCAUGGAACACGUAA